CAUCACAAAUAACGAGUAAAAACACAUACAAAUAGCAAAUGGCUAACAAGCUCUUCCUCGUCUGCGCAACUCUCGCCCUCUGCUUCCUCCUCACCAACGCUUCCAUCUACCGCACCGUCGUCGAAUUCGACGAAGAUGACGCUACCAACCCCAUGGGCCCAAAACAGAGAUGCCAGAAGGAGUUCCAGCAAUCACAGCACCUAAGAGCUUGCCAGAGAUUCAUGCAGAAGCAAACAAGGCAAGGUCGUGGUGGUGGUCCCGCCCUCGACGAUGAGUUCGAUUUCGAAGACGAUAUGGAGAACCCACAGGGCCCCCAGCAGGGACACCAGCUACUCCAGCAGUGCUGCAACGAGCUUCGCCAGGAAGAGCCAGUUUGCGUUUGCCCAACCUUGAAACAGGCGGCUAGAGCUGUUAGACUCCAGGGACAGCACGGACCAUUGCAAUCCAGGAAAAUUUACCAGACAGCUAAGUACUUGCCUAACGUUUGCAAGAUCCAGCAAGUUGGUGAAUGCCCCUUCCAGACCACCAUCCCCUUCUUCCCUCCUUACUACUAGAUUCCAAACAAAACCAUCGAGCGUAUGAGAGUGUGGUUGUUGAUAUAUGUUAACACCACACCUCAUCGUGUGUUUUAUGAAAAUGUAAAUUUUGGAUGUUUGAGGCUAAUGUAAUUAGCACAAGUCCUUAAUAAAUAAGAGUUUUGUUU
Molecule: messenger RNA, 703 nt
Organism: Arabidopsis arenosa
Lineage: Eukaryota; Viridiplantae; Streptophyta; Magnoliopsida; Brassicales; Brassicaceae
Source: the annotation of a GenBank genome assembly